GUAGAUAACUCGUCCCAUGGGGAUGAUGAUGUAUUGGAUCUCGCCCAUCGUAUGACUCUUGGUUCAGCGCAACGGUCUGCCCUACCAGGUCUUUCGCUUUGCACUGUCUAUGAUCACCGCUCCCGUCACCUCGAGUCACUUGGGAACUCUCAUUCGAUGUGAGUUCAUCUCCCCUGCUGGUUAUCUACUUCUCUCAGUACCCAACCAUUGCUGAAUGAUGGUCGAUCAGCUGGUCUGGACUGGGCGGUCUCGAAGAUCUCGUCGAACAAAUUCUUUCCCCGGUAAUGCCCCAGACAGGUUGGGGAAAUACAUACGCACGUAGGAGGGCCAGGAAAAUAAAAAAACAAACCACGAAAAAUAAAUAAUUAAAGAAGAAAAGAAAAAAUUGAGCAAAUUAUAAACCAUAACCAGAAAUGAGUCUUGCAUCCGCAGGCACAUCAUCACCUCAUACCUCCAUCAUCGACAAUCAUCAAAAUGGCAUCAUUCUAGGGAUUCGUUUCGUGUGCGCCUGCCGCACCCCCCCCUUCAAUAGAGUAGUAGUAGUGGAUAGAUGGAGGAAUUGGAUCGAUCUUCCACCUCCGCUUGACCGUAUCACGUUUUCGGUCGAGAUCAAUACACCAUAAUUACCUACCGCCUAGAU
Aspergillus vadensis CBS 113365 is the source of this 640-nucleotide messenger RNA. RefSeq lists its product as uncharacterized. The coding region runs from base 414 to 623 and encodes 69 amino acids. The record is from RefSeq and is a predicted model, not a curated record. The transcript has a single exon. Lineage: Eukaryota; Fungi; Ascomycota; Eurotiomycetes; Eurotiales; Aspergillaceae.